GUUGCCAGCUGAUAGUAUUUGAGUAAGAAAAGUCAAUAAUAUCCUGAACUAUUUAUAAAUUGAUAACGCUGUAGUACAUUGACAUAAAUAGUUAUAAUGUUUUAAAAAACAGGUUAACUUUUAUUAUAACAUAACGUUUUAUAUUAUUAAAACAAAAAUGACGGUACAGAAUAUUGCUGUAAAACUUUGCGGGGUGCUUCAAGCUAACGACGAAGAAGAAGUCACAGCUCGCGAGUGGCGAUUAGUUGGUCAAGAGCAAGAUGGAGCACAAAUUUUAACCUGGAUAUCAACGACUCAAAACGGUGAUGUUAUGAACGUCGGAGUAUACUCGAAUAAAACGAAAUCUUUGUCUGUUUUGUACACUUUUGAGGAAAAACUUAAUAUAAUUCAAGCAUCGGUCAACUCUACACACAGUUUACUUGUAUAUGUGGAUAAAAUUAUUUCUCCAGAUGAGUCUAAAGAAGCCCUUUAUUAUCCCUACAUUGUUUCUCUUUUGCCUGAUAAAAUUGGUGUCCCUGAAGCAGUGGAGGAAGCUUCAACAAAACAGAUUAUGUUACAAUUUGUGUAUGGAAAAAGCAAUAAAUACAGCCCUGGAAUAAGGAAUGACAGAUUUUUACUUUUUAAGCAUUUGGAGUGUAUUAAAAUAUAUCGUUCACCUCUUUUCUUAAAUGAAUGUGAAGAUGGCACAGAGAAAUGGGGCUUUGAUGGGGUUUAUACUGAUCCUGAGACCAUUGUUAAUGUCUUCUCAUGGGCACAAUGGGAUUGUGCCAAUCAGGUCCUCUUCUAUAUUCAUUACCGUGCGCCCUCUCAAAGUUUCGCUGAGGGUGAGGAGGUUAAAUCUCCGUCAGAGUUGACACCGACGCUUUCCGCCCUACAGUUUCAUGCAGAUCUGCCUCACGAGACUGUGCUAAAUAUUCCUCUUAGCUUGCCGCACGUACCAGGAGCGCAUGGCGCCGCAGCAGCUUGCGGUUCCUAUGAAGAUGAUCCGAUACCUCUUCGCGUGCACGACUGUAGCUUAGAUCUAUAUAUAGUGUGCGACCAGCGCGGUUUGCUGUGUGUUUGCCAUCAUUACCUCUACAAGCCUCUAGACGAUUCAACUAGUUCUUUAGUCCUGGAUGACGUCGAUUUGAAAGAUUCUGGCGUAAACUUUGCCUAUUCCGUGACGUUACUUCACCAUGGCUGCGUAGUGCAUAGUGUCGUGCCCGAGCUGCCGUGGUCACUGGCGAAAUCGCUACGACCAUCCUACACUCUGUACAACGAUAACCACCUACUUGUCAACAUACCAAUGCUCUUCACCCACCUCAUAGACAUAAGUCCUCAUCACGAACCUUGCUGUCAUAUAGUUGUUCCUCUAGAGCCUAGUGACAGUGGACCGAGCUUGGCUCCAUUGUUGGGAUGGGGUGCUCACGCCAUGGUCGACCUCAAUACUCUGGAUGUGGUCACGAUGAAUGUCACAGAAAAAGAUUUAUCGUCGACCUUUAAGAGCGAUACGGUGAUCGAGAAUAAAUUAGCAAUCAUGCAUUAUUUGAUACAACAUGAAGGGAACAUGGAGUUGGCUGAAGAGUUAAUAUCAUGGCUAUGCCUGAAUCAGCACGAUGGAUUAGGUGGGCUGCAACGAGUUAUGCAGGAGUACUUGAUAGGAACUACAUACGCCGUGACGCGACGUUCCCUGUCCGCGUCGGCUGUCAAUUUGAUGAAUUGGUUGCCCUUCACUUUACAUCUGAAGUUUGCUGAUGUUAAGGCGGGCGUCGCGAGCGUGUGCGUGUCGGUGUGCGCGCUGUGGCGCGGCGCGGCGGCGGCCGUGGUGCUGGCGCCGCGCCAGCGCGUGGCGCAGUUCGCGGAGGACGCCUGGACGCGCCUGUGGGCGGCGCUGUGCGCGCUCGCCAGCCCGCGCGCGCGCCUGCGCCCCGAGCACGUGCGCGAGCGACUCGCCGUCACGCUGCAUUGCUAUCAGCCGGAGGCGCUGUCGCGCUGCAGCACGCCGCUGUCGCCGGGCGCGCCGGCCGCCCGCCGCGCGUCGCUCGCGGCGCCCGACGCGCUGCCCUUCGCCGAGCUGGACGUGUGCACCACCAGCAAGCAGGAGCACGUCAUCGCUGCCAACCUGCGCGCGGUGAGCGUGCACCUGCUGUCGGAGAGCGGUGAGGCGGGCGCGCUGGAGAGCGGCGUGCACGCGCUGGCCACUCGCUGGGCGGCGGCGCAGCUGGACGCGGCGCGCGCGCUGUGCCGCGCCGCCGUGCGCGCCGUGGCCGCCGUGGGCGCCGCGCAGCCGCGGGGCUUCCAGUACAUAGAUGAAAUGGAUCCCACGCAUGCGUUGAUACUCUUCAAGAUCCUCGAGCAGUACUACGUGGCGACGGACUCCAUCGCCUUCCCCCUCCCACAGGGCUUCAGUUCGUUCUUCACGUACCUCGGGUACCGCACGCUACCUUUCCACGCGUUCGUGCAGUACGUGCAUCGAAAUGUAUUCGAGUUGCAGAUCGACGUCCUCAAAACGAUUAUAGCGAGCAAGGACGACGACAAGAAGCGCACGGUGAACAACAAGCUGCGCCUGAUCCAGCUGGUGGGCGAGGGCCGCGGGCGGCGCGCGCUGGGCGCGUGGGCGCACCGCGCCGCGCUGCUGCUGCGCGCGCGCGACCACGCCGCCGCGCUGCUCAGCGGCGGCAGCGCGCCCGCGCGCGACCACGCGCCGCACCGCCCCGUCGGCGACUCGGGGAUAGCGGCUCUGCCGUCGGGGGAGCGCCUGUCGCCGCUCGACACCUUCCUGGACCUCCUCACCGCCAAAGCUAGCCUCAAUGAGUUAGAUUUUAAUCUCAUUAUAGAAGCGACGUUAGCGUCUGUGCAGCACGAAACUGCAUAACUUAUCCGUAUCCUCCUGACUUAAUAUUUAUAGAACGUGUAGUAUAAUCUUGUAGUCGUAAACGUUACAAACAUCUAUUUUAUUAAAGAUAGGGCGUAAAAGACCGGGGUGACAGAAAAAUCCGUGUUUUUUGUAGUUUAUUAAUAUUUAAAAAAAAAAACUGUAGUCUUAUUACAAAUAUCAUACUUAUCUGUUAAGGCUGCCGUAUACACAAAUAUAACACGUGUAUAUUUUAUAAUCGUUUAAAAGAACGUAUAUUGCAGGCUAUCAUUCUUUUACAUUAUAGGGCAAGUAUCUUAUCUCAUCGUUAACGAAAAUCAAGUUACCAUACCUUUCCGUCAGUUCCAAAAAGCCGAUGCGGCGCCGCAAAGACGUCUUUAUUUAAAUACUUUGUGUUACUAUCUCCUGGUCUAUAACUACAAAGUUAUUACAAAAUGGUAGUGCCAAUAAUUCCAACUGACUCGUUGAAUUUAUAUUUAUUUAGAUAUAAAUUUACUUCUAUUUAUGUUUACAUUGAUUUAAUUCAAUAAUUACAAAUUCCUAAGCAUUUACAGUACAAAACACAUUAUUUUUACAAGCGGCUGCAAGUUAUCCAUAAUCAAUAGGUACUAAUAGUGAGACGACUCCUUCGUCACGACGCAGAACUCCCGACUAGGUUUUAAAAAUUUAUUAAGAAUAACUAUACAAUAUUGUGACAAACCACAAUAGAUUGUUUUAUAGGUUCGGAAAUAAACACCUCAGACCUGAGAAGAACCGGCGAAAUAAACUCAGCGGUUUUUUUUUAUAUCUCAUUUCUUUACCAGAAGUGCAAUACAUAUAUAACAUGCCUCUUGUGAGGCCGGCUCUCGGCUUGGGGCGACGUCGAUGUAGGGAGAGCAAGUGUGUGUAUAUAACGCCAUUGAUGAGCCGUGAUGAAUGAUGAAGCUUGCACGCCUACGUGAUUGAUGAAAUCGUCUGUGUAAGGUCCGAGUUGACUCACUUUUAGUAUUUAUUAUUACAACGAUUUAAGGAUAUUCCUUAAAUACAAAAAUAUAUCUGAUUAAGAUGUUAAUUCUAAAAGUGAAUAAAACAAUUUACGGUAAUGUUGUUCUUUAACUUAACAUUUUUAGCACAAAAUUAUUUUGUGCUUAGAAAUUUUAUGAAUUCACCUGAAAUUAUUGAACUUCGUCGAAAAUGUUUUUCUUUUAUUUCAGGUUAACAAUGUUAUAAGUUAUUAGUUUAAAUCUUUAGAUUAAUUUAUUUUAUGUGCAAUAAUAAUUUUAGACCAAUAUUUAAGACUAAAAUAAAACAUUCCAUUUA
Messenger RNA from Nymphalis io (European peacock), 4153 nucleotides. RefSeq names its product protein pigeon (gene pigeon). The transcript has 14 exons. The record is from RefSeq and is a predicted model, not a curated record. Gene Ontology annotation, cellular component: trans-Golgi network. Gene Ontology annotation, biological process: positive regulation of amyloid-beta formation. The coding region runs from base 158 to 2854 and encodes 898 amino acids. Lineage: Eukaryota; Metazoa; Arthropoda; Insecta; Lepidoptera; Nymphalidae.